Molecule: messenger RNA, 1422 nt
Organism: Gekko japonicus
Lineage: Eukaryota; Metazoa; Chordata; Lepidosauria; Squamata; Gekkonidae
Gene: MGAT5
Product: mannosyl (alpha-1,6-)-glycoprotein beta-1,6-N-acetyl-glucosaminyltransferase
Exons: 10
Biological process (GO): protein N-linked glycosylation
Cellular component (GO): Golgi apparatus
Molecular function (GO): alpha-1,6-mannosylglycoprotein 6-beta-N-acetylglucosaminyltransferase activity
Source: RefSeq, a predicted model, not a curated record
AGACCGAUUUGGAGUGACUUAAGAGCUGGUUGAACAGCCAUGGCAUACUUUAGUCCAUGGAAGUUGUCCUCUCAGAAACUUGGCUUCUUUCUAGUGACUUUCGGGUUCAUUUGGGGAAUGAUGCUAUUGCAUUUUACUAUCCAACAGAAGACUCAGCACGAAAGUAGUUCAGUGCUUCGAGAACAAAUACUGGACCUCAGCAAAAGAUAUAUAAAAGCACUGGCAGAAGAGAACAGAGAUGUGGUGGAUGGACCAUAUGUUGGCACUAUGACUGCUUAUGAUCUGAAGAAAACACUUGCUGUCCUACUGGAUAACAUCUUGCAGCGUAUUGGGAAGCUCGAGUCCAAAGUGGAGAACAUUGUAAUCAAUGGCACUGCUACAAAUUCUACAAACAGUACUGCCACUGCUGUCCCCAGUUCAGGAACUGCUGAAAAGAUCAACGUGGCUGAUCUUAUUAACGGAGCACAGGAACAGUGUGAAUUGCCUCCUAUGGAUGGCUUCCCCCACUGUGAGGGCAAAAUAAAAUGGAUGAAAGAUAUGUGGCGAUCCGAUCCCUGUUAUGCAAGUUAUGGUGUGGAUGGGUCCACAUGCUCCUUUUUUAUUUACCUCAGUGAGGUUGAAAACUGGUGUCCUCGUUUACCCUGGAGAGCAAAAAAUCCUACUGAAGAAAUGGAUCAAAAGACAAUGGCUGAAAUUCGAACCAAUUUUGAUUUGCUCUACAAAAUGAUGUCCAGACAUGAAGAAUUUAGAUGGAUGAUGCUGAGGAUAAGAAGGAUGGCUGAUACUUGGAUAGAAGCAAUUAAAUCACUAGCUGACAAACAGAACCUGGAGAAGAGAAAACGGAAAAAAGUUCUUGUUCAUCUGGGACUCCUGACAAAAGAAUCUGGAUUCAAGAUAGCAGAGAAUGCCUUUAGUGGGGGCCCACUUGGUGAAUUAGUCCAGUGGAGUGAUUUAAUUACAUCUCUCUAUUUACUGGGCCAUGACAUUAGGAUUUCAGCUUCACUGGCAGAGCUCAAGGAGAUUAUGAAGAAGGUUGUUGGUAACCGAUCUGGCUGCCCAACACAAGGUGAUAAAGUUGUAGAACUUAUUUACAUUGACAUUGUUGGACUCACUCAGUUUAAGAAAACCCUUGGACCAUCCUGGGUUCAUUAUCAGUGCAUGUUACGAGUGCUAGAUUCAUUUGGGACUGAACCGGAGUUUAACCAUGCUCAUUAUGCCCAGUCUAAAGGCCACAAAACGCCAUGGGGGAAAUGGAACCUUAAUCCACAACAAUUCUACACGAUGUUUCCUCACACCCCAGACAACAGUUUCCUUGGGUUUGUGGUGGAACAGUAUUUGAACUCCAGUGACAUAAAGCACUUCAAUGUCAUCAAAAGGCAGAACCAGUCACUUGUUUAUGGCAAAGUUGAUAACUUCUGGAAG